UGGAGCCAAGUGUCAUGGAACUCAUAUUCUUGAUGAAGAGAAACUGAGAGGACACACUGGCAUUUGCUAUACGUGAACUAAGAUUGACUCAUUUUCCUAUGUCAAAACUGCUAUUUUGCAAAUAAAAUUACUAUCCUUUAUAAUAUUAUUUCGUUUGCUUAUUGCUGUGCUCUUUAUUCUUUCGUGUUUCAGGUAACCACUAACAAAAAGUUUAAAAGUCGACUAUGUCCAGAAUGGCACUCUAUAAUUGAAAAUUUAGGUGAUUUUUCCGAAGUCCUGUUGGAAGCACAACUACCAGCAGUGUGAUCAGGCUCUCCCUCCCACAUUUCCCUGCUAGUCAGGACAAGAGAAGCCCGGGGGUGCUGCUGCAAUAGCGGUGGGAGUCGGAGAUAGGAUAUUACCCGCUUGACACUGCACUUUUGCUACGAAUGAUUCACUCAGGUUUGGCACAUUUGUUGCAAGGAAAUCUCCUCCUCCCGCCGCUUCCUUGUUCGAGCUCCUCUCGGGCUGUCUCCUGUGCUUUGGCCUUUAAGGAGAAGUGAGAGCAGGUGGGCACACAGGAGCUCGCCGAGUCCUCCUCCCCCUGCUCCUUCCCUAAUUUAGCAGUACUUCCGGCCGCGUGACAUCAUCCCCCGCACCUCGGUGACGUGAGCUGCGGGUGACGUGUGUGCGGAGAGAAGCGCGCUGACGUUGCUAUUUAAAGGUCCUCCUGCGGGGAGGAUGGAGACACAGCGCGAGCACCUGGUGUGGGGCGCGGAGGAGGCUGUGGCGGCCGGGAGCGGGGCCAAGAGCCAGAGGAGGAGCAGAGCGCACGGCCAGCCAGCCGCCGGCCUCUAGGGGAGGGGGGAAAAGAAGGACGAACGGACUGAGGGCCUGCCGCCGGCCCAGCUCCCCACGAGGGCCGCUCGGCCCCCCACCAUCAGCCUCUCCGCCGCCUUGCGGCUGCUGCUUUCUCCCGCGGCCCGCUGCUCGCAAGGCCCGUCGGGCUCCCGGGACCAGUCCGCGCCCCAGCCCCCGGCCGCGGCUCCGCGGCGGCCACCGCCUCCCGUCCCUUCCCGCGAGCAGAGGGAGGGACCGCCCUCGCUCCCCGUUCUCUCCGCCCCCUUCCCGCCCCCCGCAGCCCACUCUGCCGCCGCGCUAGCCUCACGCCGGCGGCGCUGACCGGGAAAGCAGCACCCUCUGCUCUGCCAGCCGGCCGGCCGGUGGAGGCGGAGGCAGCGGCAGGCUUCAGGCCGCCGGGGCUGGCGCUGCUCUGCCCGGCGGUAGCCGGAGGCGGGCGCUGAUGGAAGUGUGAAGAGGCGGCGGCGGGGCCCGGGGAAUGUGAGGCGGCGCGUGGCGGCGGCGCGGAGCGUGAGAGACGAGGAGCAGGGGUGGGGGCGCUGGAGCGGCGGCUGCGCUUCGGCUUCGAGCCCAGCUCUCCUGAGCCCAGCUCUCCUGGCCCCAACGCGGGCUUAGCCUCCCGCCUUGGCUCGGGCAGGCGCCCGUCGACCCUUCGGCCCCUUUCGCCCGCCCUGGAUCUGGGGGCAGGGUGCCAGUGGAAGCGUGGGGCUUGGCUCUGUGAUUCAUUCAUUCUCCGCCGACGGGAGCCUCAGACCCGCUGUGCUCUGAAGAGAGGAGGGAAGAGGGGGCAGCCGCGAAUGAAGGGCCGGGCACCAGCCGGGCUCCAUUGUGCUCGGCGGCGGGGGGCGGGAAGGGGCUGAGGGAGGUGGGAUCGGGCCCCCUCCUCCAGCUCUCCGGCGUGCGCUGCGCCCCCAGCCUGCUGCCAGCCUGGAAAUGGCUCCGUUUAUUCUCUUCGGGAGAAUGAAUCGAUCCUGCCUAGCCUUCUCUUCGUCCUCCCCACCUCUUCUCUGCUCCGAGUCUUAGGAGGAGAAACAUUUAAAAAGACAAGAUUCCAAUGUGGAGUGCCGUGCAGGUUGCGAGCUGCCGGGUUUGCACUUCGAGGAGAUUUUCCUAUGUAGUUUUUUUCCUAAUGUGAGCGCAGGGAAGCCGUGGCAUUACUGCUUUUGGGAUUUUUAUUCACGUGCACGUCGCGUUUGGUUGCUCGCUCCACCCCCGGAGACCUGGUGUGGUGGAGAAAUUUGAACCCGCAGCCUUAGCUCCGAAAAGGCCGAGUUACCUGGCUCUCCCUGAGUGUCGAGGAGGACAUGAGUGAAAUGACCAGCGAACUCAUUUUUUAUAGGACUCGGUGAAGCCGGAUUCUGCAUUUCCCUACUUGUAGACUCAUUUUGUGGAAUAGAGUUGAUCGCUGUCUCCUCCGCAAAGCAUUUUAACUCGAAUAAGCAAAUGCCGCCUCUGUUUGAACGUUUUGGUAUUUACAAGAGAGAAAUCAUUUUACCUAAGAGAACUAAUUGAAUUGGCAGCAUCCUUGAAAUACCUCCGGACAAGGAUCUGGGGGUGGGGGUGGAAAAGCAACUGCGAAAUAGCAGACGGAGAAAUUCCUUUGGAAGUUAUUCCGUAGCAUAAGAGCUGAAACUUCAGAGCAAGUUUUCAUUGGGCAAAAUGGGUUUUUAUCGCUUGAACCUGUGAGGCGGAGGUUGCAGUGAGCCGAGAUCGCCCCAUCGCACUUGAGCCUGGGCAACCAGAGGGAAACUCCAUCUCAAAAAAAAAUAAAUAAAUAAAAGUUUUUAAAAAUUUGUUCACUUCUCUGGGAACAACCUAUCUUCAGCACUCGAGCUCAUGUCUUCCAAAUUGACCCAAACACAAAGAAGAACUGGGUACCCACCAGCAAGCAUGCAGUUACUGUGUCUUAUUUCUAUGACAGCACAAGAAAUGUGUAUAGGAUAAUCAGUUUAGAUGGCUCAAAGGCAAUAAUAAAUAGUACCAUCACCCCAAACAUGACAUUUACUAAAACAUCUCAGAAGUUUGGCCAGUGGGCUGAUAGCCGGGCAAACACCGUUUAUGGAUUGGGAUUCUCCUCUGAGCAUCAUCUUUCGAAAUCUUUAUACAUUCAGUUUGCAGAAAAGUUUCAGGAAUUUAAAGAAGCUGCUCGACUAGCAAAGGAAAAAUCACAAGAGAAGAUGGAACUUACCAGUACACCUUCACAGGAAUCCGCAGGCGGGGAUCUUCAGUCUCCUUUAACACCGGAAAGUAUCAACGGGACAGAUGAUGAAAGAACACCUGAUGUGACACAGAACUCAGAGCCAAGGGCUGAACCAACUCAGAAUGCAUUGCCAUUUUCACAUAGUUCAGCAAUCAGCAAACAUUGGGAGGCUGAACUGGCUACCCUCAAAGGAAAUAAUGCCAAACUCACUGCAGCCCUGCUGGAGUCCACUGCCAAUGUGAAACAAUGGAAACAGCAACUUGCUGCCUAUCAAGAGGAAGCAGAACGUCUGCACAAGCGGGUGACUGAACUUGAAUGUGUUAGUAGCCAAGCAAAUGCAGUACAUACUCAUAAGACAGAAUUAAAUCAGACAAUACAAGAACUGGAAGAGACACUGAAACUGAAGGAAGAGGAAAUAGAAAGGUUAAAACAAGAAAUUGAUAAUGCCAGAGAACUACAAGAACAGAGGGAUUCUUUGACUCAGAAACUACAGGAAGUAGAAAUUCGGAACAAAGACCUGGAGGGACAACUGUCUGACUUAGAGCAACGUCUGGAGAAAAGUCAGAAUGAACAAGAAGCUUUUCGCAAUAACCUGAAGACACUCUUAGAAAUUCUGGAUGGAAAGAUAUUUGAACUAACAGAAUUACGAGAUAACUUGGCCAAGCUACUAGAAUGCAGCUAAGGAAAGUGAAAUUUCAGUGCCAAUUAAUUAAAAGAUACACUGUCUCUCUUCAUAGGACUGUUUAGGCUCUGCAUCAAGAUUGCACACACACAAAAAAAAUUGAAUAUCACUCCUCCAGGAGGAGGAUCUUUUGAAAUUGGAAUUGUAUAUUUCACUGUAAAUUUUAGAAUCCAGCUUGUAGCUAGUUGGGGAAAAAAGAUGAAAAACUUGAACUACAAAUUACCUCCAUGUAUAUUAUUGGCCAUAGUUAACUAGAAAGUUAUAAAUAGACACUUAAUGCAAUCUUUUUUCCUGAUAUUAGCUAAUGGGAGAAUUAACAAUGUCUAGGUCACAUCCCCUUUUUGUGUUCAACACAGUGAAGAUUAUCUGCUUUUUAAAUUAAUUUAUUUACGAUAUCUAGAGCUGUGUUUUGUGCAAAAACUUAGUGAUGAAAGCCUGUCUUUUGUUGUAAUCUGAAUAAUUUCUCAGGAUAUUUUUGCACUGCUGAGAAGCAGUGCCAUUACCAAUUAAUUCUUGCCAGGAGUGAGAGAGAGCUGUAUCUUUAAUUGAAAUAUACUAUAACUGGGUGUAUAGAGUUCUUCCCUUUUUUGUGCUGGAAGAUAUUUCACUCUGGUGACUACUCUGGUACACUCUGGUGUUCUCUAAUCUUGUCUGUUGUAUAGUUUACUUUUCCAUAUUGAUUCCAUGUAUUUAUGAGAAGAUAUUGUCUCCCAUUUUAUUACACAUUUUAAAGCCAACUAACGAAGGCAGCUGAGUCCCUCAGAAAUUUUUCUUUUUAAAUUUCUAAUAAAUUUGACACACAGUACUGAAAUACAGCAGCCCGUCAUUGACAGGCUGGUCUAGCAAUGUUAAGUAUAUUUACAGAAUAUGCAGUUAAAUUUAUUUAUAUAUUUUGCAAGAAAUCUUUUCUGAAUGAUCAAUGCAUUUCAAUUUACGAAUAAUAAUGGUUAUUGGGGAACUGUUUAUUAUAGAUAAUUUUAAGGUGUAUAGCUAUUUUAAAGGGGGUCCAUUUACAUCAAACAGCCGAUCAGAGGACUCUAUCUAAAUUGUGAUCGUGGCAGAUAGAGAUGGAGUCAUGUACUCUAUCUGGCUCUACACAUCAAUCACACCUUGAUUCAAACCUCACAAGGCAAUAUUCUGAACUGUUAACUAGGUAUUUGAAAACAGGAAUUAAAUUCAAUAGGCUCUUCUCAGUGAACAGGUUUUAAUGUUGUUUUGAUGUAAUUUUAAAAGACUUUUAGCAAACAUGCAUUUCUUUAUAUGAUAUAUUUCUUUUACGAAGCUAUUUUAAAAGUAAGCCAAGUGCUGUCUAGUCUGCUUAUAAAGUAGGAAUUGCAUCAGAGUACAUAUAUUCUUGCUGUACAAUGCCUGUGAUGUUGAGGAGGGCUCUUUUUUAAAGUGUAUGCUUGAGUAACUGACUCUAUGGAGUCUAUAAAUGCACUGACUUCUUGUUUGUACCCCAAAAUGAUCGAAUUGUUAAGUACAAAAUUAAGCUAAUUAACCAAUUUGUAACCAUUUUUUCACUCAUAAACAGCUACUCAAUACUAGACAAUUUUGUUUUUUAUGUAUGUGUAUGUACGUAAAUACAUACAUAUUAAUUUACAUUAGAGUGAAAAAUAAAUGGUUUGUUUCUGAAGUUAGUUUCUAAAGUGAGUUUUCAGGUGUCUCUGAAAAAUUUAUAACAAUCAUGUAUUAUAUGUGCUGUAACAUCAUGUACGUUACCUCCAUCUAUUUUAGGAUAUUUUCCUCACCUAUAUAUUAUAGGGAGAAUAAUUUAGAUACACAUGCUCAGAGCUGAGAUAUUUCUCUGAUAAAUCAGGUAACAAAAUGUAUUUGAUUGAUGGAAUUUUGAAGUAAAUGUGAUUUUAUCCAUCAGUUUCUGAGUAACAAAGAGCACCAAGUUUUAAUUUAAAUAGGAGAUUUAACACUAGGGAUCAGGGAGUUUAGUAUGAAGAGUUAAAAAAAUUUAAAAAACAGUGUAAGCUGUUGAAAUGGCAAGUGAAUUAUUUUAAUGAUGUAAUAAAAUAUUUUUAAAUUUUGACAUAGUGAUCAUUUAAUGAAAAAACUCACCAAAAUGUCUCCAUUUGAAUUGUAUUGAUAAUGUGGGACAUAUGUGUGAUUCAAUAUAUACAUAUACCCAUAUGUAUAUACAGAAAAUUAUUUUUAAUACUUUCCUACUGAUAUGAAAUUUAAAAUUGGAAAUUUUGUGAGUGUUUUUCUUGUCCAAUAGAGCCUAAUUGUUUCCUUUUUUAGUGAUUUAACAAUCUCUUGAGGGCUGCACCUUUAAAUUCCCAGAUUGUCAAUAGACAUGUACAGUAUAUGGGAUAAGGUGGACACAAGUGCACAUAUAAAUAAAAUCUUCUUAAGACUUUUAACUAUUCAUUUACAGUAGGAGAGUAUGUAGAAAUCAUCAUCCACAAGUCAUAAUUAGGUUGUGUGCCUACUGUAGUUUUUUCCAUUUCUGUAUUAUAUAAACAUUUGCAUAUUAAAAUUUGAUUUUUCCCAGAGACAAGUAUUAUAUACUGUAUCUAUAUUUAAAUCAAACUGUGGUAAUAUAUUUCUCAGAAAAUAAUGUUGGGGACUAUAGCCUGAACAUGUGGACUUGAAGCGACAUGGAGGAGGAGGUUGAUCCCAUUGUGUAUAAGUUAAUAUGUGAUAACUAUUGAAUCUUGUACAAAAACAAAAAUUGAAAAAAAAAAAAAGAAAAGCAAAAAUACAGUUUUUAUUUUGAAAUACAUUUGUUCUCUGGAGAAUGUACUUUAUCUUUUUUUCCUCCAGUCUUUUACAGAUAUUUAAAAGCAUUUAAAUGAUGACAGCAUUUACUUAAAUCUUUCAGGUGCUACUGGAUUUUGCAUUAGUGUGUUAUGUUGUGAAAUCCUAACUUUGACAUAAAAGGUUUUAUAAGUAUUCCCCUGCCUGGAAAAUUAGUUUUUGUUCUCCUCUCUCUCUCUUUCUCUUUUCCACUUUCUUUCUGCAGACUAAAACAUGCUCACGAAGUUGCAUCUCUCCUUGUCUCCGUAGAAGAUCUCCAGUACCAUCAUAGAUUUGAUGUUCUGCUGUCAUUGAACUGUUGGGAAGCAGUUAGAGGAAAAGCUCACUUUUUUUUUCAGGUGGAAAUAAAAGGAACACUCAAAAUUAAGCCAACACCACCACUACCUUUAAAAACUAGUUUAUUUGCCCUGUUAAAAUUAAAUGUAUUCUUUAACAUGUGG
This is a messenger RNA of Pan troglodytes (chimpanzee), 6934 nucleotides long. RefSeq names its product homer scaffold protein 1 (gene HOMER1). The transcript is spliced from 10 exons. Gene Ontology annotation, biological process: G protein-coupled glutamate receptor signaling pathway. The record is from RefSeq and is a predicted model, not a curated record. Gene Ontology annotation, molecular function: G protein-coupled glutamate receptor binding. Lineage: Eukaryota; Metazoa; Chordata; Mammalia; Primates; Hominidae. The coding region runs from base 2835 to 3722 and encodes 295 amino acids.